AUGAGAUCAGUUACUCUUCUGACAGCAGCGUCUGCGCUGCUGCUCGCCGGCACUGAUGCAUUAAACACCGGCGUUCAUGCUGGCCGGCCUCGCGAGGUUGUGCUGGACAGUUCAAAGGGCCCUCUGCUUCAAGACAUUGUCACCUGGGACGAAGAUUCGCUUUAUAUCCAUGGCGAGCGUGUCGUCAUCUUCUCCGGCGAGGUCCAUCCCUUCCGUCUCCCUGUGCCAUCCCUGUAUCUCGACGUAUUCCAAAAGAUCAAGGCCUUGGGAUUUAACAUGGUCUCGUUUUAUGUCGAUUGGGCACUUUUGGAGGGAAAACCGGGACACUUCCGUGCGGACGGCAUAUUUGACCUUGAGCCCUUCUUUGAGGCUGCCACCAAGGCUGGCAUUUAUUUGCUGGCUCGCCCGGGGCCUUAUAUCAAUGCGGAAGCGUCAGGGGGUGGGUUCCCCGGGUGGCUAGCGAGAGUCAAAGGCAUUCUCAGAACGAAUGCAACUGAUUACUUGGAUGCUACCAAUAAUUACGCGGCACAUGUCGCCCGUAUCAUCGCAAAAGCACAAAUCACAAACGGAGGACCAGUGAUUUUGUAUCAGCCAGAGAACGAGUACAGCGCUGGCAAUGCGGGCGUCGUGUUUCCAAACAAGCCGUAUAUGCAGUACGUCAUUGAUCAGGCUCGAGAUGGUGGCAUUAUCGUCCCUCUGAUAAACAACGACGCGUUCGCCGGUGGCACAAGCGCCCCUGGAACCGGUCUCGGCUCCGUAGAUAUAUACGGCUGGGAUGCUUAUCCUGUGGGAUUUGACUGUGCCCAUCCAUAUUCCUGGCCGGAAAACGGGUUACCUAUAGGACAACAGCAAACACACCAAAGGAUAAGCCCAAAUACUCCAUUUUCUCUUGUCGAGUUCCAAGGUGGCGCUUUUGAUCCAUAUGGUGGAUGGGGCUUCGACCAAUGCUCCAUUUUGGUUAAUCACGAGUUUGAGAGAGUCUUCUAUAAGAAUAACUUCGCAUCCGGCGUAAAAAUCUUCAAUAUUUACAUGAUAUUUGGCGGUACUAACUGGGGCAACCUCGGACACUCUGGCGGCUACACAUCGUAUGAUUAUGGGGCGAGCAUCAGAGAGGACCGAACAGUUGAUAGAGAAAAGUACUCGGAGUUGAAACUGCAGGGCCAGUUCUUGAAAGUCUCUCCUGGAUAUAUGACAACUACCCCUGGCAACUUAACCCAAGGAGUAUACAGUGACAACAAGGACAUUUCGAUAACGCCACUCCUAGCGAAAGAAAAUGGCAACUUUUUCGUUGUGCGCCACACAAACUACUCAAGCCUCGAUUCAACAUCUUACACAGUCAAGCUACCAACCUCUGCUGGAGAAUUAACCAUCCCUCAGCAAGGCGGAACGCUCACUCUCAACGGCCGCGACUCCAAGUUUCACGUUACUGAUUAUCCCGUGGGCAACUUUUCGCUGCUUUACUCAACUGCAGAGAUAUUUACCUGGAAGCAGUUUGCCAACAGGACCGUCGUGGUUCUAUACGGCGGCGCCGGAGAGCUGCAUGAAUUUGCUGUCAAAAAUCCAUUUGGAAGCACCAAAGCAGCUAAAAUCAAUAAGAUUGAAGGAAAUGGUGUUACCGUUCAUACUGCAAGCGAUUUGACGCUUGUUCUUCAAUUCACGGCUUCGACAGACAGACAAGUUAUCCAGCUGGGUGACUUGGUCGUCUACAUGGUUGACCGUAAUGCUGCGUACAACUACUGGGUUCCUACUCUCCCUGGAAGCGGUAGCCAGCCCGCUUACGGCAGUUCUUUGAUGAAUCCCGCUGCCGUAAUCGUAAACGGAGGCUAUCUUGUCCGCUCUGUUGCUGUUGAUGGAUCAACUCUCUCUUUACAGGCGGAUUUCAACGUCACAACACCACUAGAAAUAAUUGGCGCUCCUCAAGGUGUCACAAAGCUAGUUGUCAACGGAGAAGAGCUUCCAUAUACCGUUUCAGAGCUCGGAGACUGGACUACCAACCCAAAUACCGUGCUGCCGGUCGUCCAAAUUCCCGAGUUAACGAAGCUCACAUGGUACCAGCUAGACUCGCUUCCCGAAGUACAGAAGAACUACGAUGACUCCCACUGGCCCCUCGCCAACCACAAGACAUCAAACAACUCAGUAGCACCUCUGAAAACGCCCGUCUCGCUCUACGGCUCAGACUAUGGUUUCCAUGCCGGAACGCUCGUCUUCCGCGGCCGCUUCACAGCGCAGACUUCACAGCAGCAACUCUCCCUUACAACCGAAGGUGGCAAUGCCUUCGCCAGCUCUGUAUGGCUAAACGACAAGUUCAUCGGUUCCUUUCAUGGUUAUGACGCGGGCGUAAGCGCCAAUUCCACCUACAAACUCAACAACCUCGUUCGAGGAAAGAGAUACGUCCUCACCGUUGUCGUGGACUCCACCGGCCUCAGCGAAAAUUGGAACAUAGGUCUCGACGAGAUGAAAACCCCGCGCGGCAUCAUCGACUACAGCCUCCUCUCCUCCACCGGCGCCCAGGUCCCCAUCUCAUCAUGGAAGAUAACGGGUAACCUCGGCGGUGAGGACUACCAGGACACCUUCCGCGGACCCCUCAACGAGGGCGGCCUCUUCUUCGAGCGCCAGGGUUACCAUCUCCCCUCCCCUCCCCUCCAUGCUUUUGAUGGCCGCCACGGCGUAUCUCCCUACAAGGGCAUCUCACAAGCGGGAGUCGCCUUCUACGCCGCCAAGCUUACCUUGAACCUCCCCUCAGACGCAUACGAUAUCCCGCUAUCCUUUGUCUUCGACAACACCACCACCGCGGCGCCAUACCGCUCUCUACUCUACGUCAAUGGCUUCCAAUACGGCAAGUACGUCAGCAACGUCGGCCCGCAGACGGAGUUCCCCGUCCCGGAGGGCAUCCUCAACUACAACGGCGACAAUUGGAUCGGUGUGGCUCUCUGGGCGCUCGACGGCGAUGGCGCCAAGGUCCCAGGACUGGAGCUCAAGGCCAAGUCGCCGAUUCUGACGAGCAGGCAAAAGGUAGAGCUGGUUCAAGGCCCGGCAUAUAAGAAGCGAUGGGGAGCGUAUUAA
Molecule: messenger RNA, 3063 nt
Organism: Trichoderma asperellum CBS 433.97
Lineage: Eukaryota; Fungi; Ascomycota; Sordariomycetes; Hypocreales; Hypocreaceae
Biological process (GO): carbohydrate metabolic process
Cellular component (GO): vacuole
Molecular function (GO): beta-galactosidase activity
Source: RefSeq, a predicted model, not a curated record